Molecule: messenger RNA, 216 nt
Organism: Protopolystoma xenopodis
Lineage: Eukaryota; Metazoa; Platyhelminthes; Monogenea; Polystomatidea; Polystomatidae
Source: the annotation of a GenBank genome assembly
AUGCGUCCAGUGGGACGACUCCACUUUCCCUUUUGCCCGGGAGCCGAGCACAACAGGUCGGCCGAGCUCCGACCCCCGCCGCCUCGAAAGCCCGGAGGCCCUGAAGGCCCAGGUCGUCAACGGCCAAAUCGGCCUGGUCCACUCACCUCCGGACUGAGCCGCUACCGCAUGUGCACAACGCACGUGCCGAUUGCUGUAUCCCCCGAAGUUGUGUAA